AUGAAUCUUGGAAGUGGAUUAGAGGAAUCAAAGUUUGCAGGCCAACUCUUGUUAUCUCUCAUAUAUUUUUUUGCUGAUCAUAGUUAUAUCUAUUGCAAAGCUUCCCAUGAAGAUGCUACAAGAUUUUUAGAGUUGCUUCAUAAGUUUGAGGAGGCAUCUCAGCAAGUUAAUUUGGCAAAAUCAAAUGUCUUUUUUAGUGCCAAUGUGGCAGGGCCAAGUCAAUUGGAUCUUUGUAAUGUUCUACAAAUGGCAGAAGCUUCUAAACACAAUUUUUAUCUGGGUUUGCCUAAUAUUUUGGGUCAUUCUAAGUCUAUGAUUCUGAGCUUCUUGAAGGAUAGGGUUUGGAAAAGGGUUCAAAAUUGGGAUGGGAAGCUUCUUUCUUAUGCUGGGAAAGAGGUUUUGAUUAAAAUGGUUGCUCAAUCAUUGCCUACAUAUGUCAUGAGUGUUUUUUUGCUCCCAUUCGAUGUGUCUAAAGAUUUGGAGAGAAUUAUGAGUAAGUUUUGGUGGUAUUCAACUUCUUCUCAUGCAUCCCUAAGGAAUAAUCCAAGUUUUGUGUGGAAGAGUGUCUUUGAAUCGCAUGAGCUUCUCAAGUCUAGGGUUCUUCAGGCAAUAGGUUCUAUUGUUAAGGUUGAUAUUUUGCAUCAGCCAUGGCUUCUGGGUGAUGUGUGUCCUUUUGUUACUUCAGAUGCCCAAUGUUUGGUGGGCCAUAAGGAGCAUCAUGGUUUCUACUCAGUGUGUAGUGCAUACAAGUGGAUACAAGCUCAGAAAGGAAAUUGGAUUGUAGUUGAUUCUUCUGAGUUUUGGCGCAAGCUUUGGCAUUUGAAAGUACCACCGAAAGCUCUCAAUUUGAGGCUUUUGGUUGGGGUAAGGUCGAUUGUUGCUAUUGAUUUUUGCAGCUGGUUUGAUCAAAUUUUGCAAAGGCGCAUCAGCCCAAAUAGAGUUUCAAAGGCUUCUUUUCCAGUGUUUAAAGCUGGUGAUGGAGCUGAAUUUCGGGUUAAGCUGCAGGAGAAUACAAUCAAGACAACUGUUGAUGUCGUCAUUUCCAUGAUCGAGCAGCAUUUGGUUAUGGCAUAG
Messenger RNA from Cannabis sativa, 1074 nucleotides. RefSeq lists its product as uncharacterized. Bases 1 to 1074 code for a protein of 357 amino acids. The record is from RefSeq and is a predicted model, not a curated record. The transcript is spliced from 5 exons. NCBI's taxonomy places the organism in Eukaryota, Viridiplantae, Streptophyta, Magnoliopsida, Rosales, Cannabaceae.